AUGGCUCCAAAUGUCGACGACUCAUCUCUGAAAGCCCCAUCAGGGGACAUGCUUGAUGGAUCCAACGCCGACCGAACGACGCUUUCUGGGGUUGGCAGAGGCCGUAUUCAGCAGCAAUUGGGUGAGAAUCAGCAAAAGCUGGAUACUGAAGGGGCUGUUAUUGAGAGAAAUGGUCGUGGUGGCAGCAGGAGGGUGGCUGUGGCACAAAUGACAGCAGUUGGUGAUGUUGAGAAGAACUACGCUACGUGCAAAUUACUUGUGGAGCAAGCAGCUGCAGCUGGUGCAACCCUCCUCUGUCUCCCCGAGUGCUUUUCCUUCAUUGGUGAACGGGAUGGAGAAGCUGCGGCAGUUGCUGAGCCACUUGAUGGUCCACUCAUGAGGAAGUACUGCCAACUGGCACGAAACUUUUCUAUCUGGCUAUCUUUGGGAGGAUUUCAGGAGGCAGGAGGUCCUGACGCAGGCAAACGUUUCUUCAACACUCAUGUGCUCGUGGAUGACACAGGGACGAUUCAAGCAGCUUACAGAAAGAUUCAUCUGUUCGAUGUGAAUGUUCCAGGGGGACCAGUCCUGACGGAGAGCAACAGCACACUACCGGGAUCAAGCGUUGUCUCUGCUAUGUCUCCAGUUGGCCGACUUGGUUUAACCGUUUGCUAUGAUUUACGCUUUCCGGAGCUCUAUCAGCGGCUCCGGUUCGAUCAUCAUUGUGAUGUACUUCUUAUUCCUGCCGCAUUCACCCAGAAGACUGGAGAGGCUCACUGGGAAGUUCUUUUGAGAGCACGUGCCAUAGAAUGCCAAUGCUAUGUCAUCGCAGCAGCUCAAGCAGGCCGACACAAUGAUCGCAGAGACAGUUAUGGUCAUGCCCUUGUCGUAGAUCCAUGGGGUAGAGUUGCUGCUCGUUGCAAAGAUGCAGUUGCAACAGGAAUUGCAACAUUGGACAUUGACAUGGACCUUAUUGUGUCUACGAGACAACGUAUGCCAAUCCAUCAGCACUGCAGAGUUGAUGUGUACCACGGUGCGCACCGAAUCUCCAGUGAUUUCAGUGACUCCAAGCUUUGA
Molecule: messenger RNA, 1056 nt
Organism: Closterium sp. Naga37s-1
Lineage: Eukaryota; Viridiplantae; Streptophyta; Zygnematophyceae; Desmidiales; Closteriaceae
Source: the annotation of a GenBank genome assembly